GUUUGAUCAAAUUAGACUUUUGCCAAACUGAUCACCAAAUUGCUGAUAUUUUAACUAAGCCUUUGAACAGAGAGAAACAUGAGAAAAUGAGAAUGGAACUCGGAAUGAUCAAGCUAAGGUAAUUGCCAAAUUGGAGUUCCUCUAAGGCAAAAGCAAAAAUCAUGGUACAUAUAGACUAUUACAAACACAAAAUCUUGUGUGCAAACAUAGUUGAAGCUUACCAUCGUGGCAAAUUCACUCACACUUCAAAUGAGCAAGGUAAGCAGUUCCUUUCAAACUAGUUAAGUCAAAGAUACGAAAUUAAGCAAGUCAAAGUCAAACACAAUUUUUUAUUUUCCUUUUAUUUUUAUCUAUUUAUUUUUUUUCAAUUAAAAACCGAAUACCCAUAUUCAAAGAAUGUUUGGAACGGUUCCAUUGGCAAUAAAUAGGAGAAACUCUUCACUUUCCACAAUCAAUCCAUGCAACCCCCUUUCUCUCUCUCACACGCCUUCUCCACUGACAUCACCUCUCCUUCCACCUAUAAAAUAAAAAACCUCAACCAUGGUUCUCACAAGCAACAACACUGAUCUCACAUCCCUCAAACGAAAGAGAAACCCUUCAUCACCUGUUCCCAUGGAUACCUCACCCAUUCAAUCGCCAAUUCCUCUUCGAUCCCACAAUCCAAUGCUCGCAAUCACUCAGGGGGAACAAACCAACACUGACAUCGAAAUGAAAUCCCCAAUCUCAAACCCUAGAUCCUCCACAAGAAAAUCCAAAAAACGACGAGUGGAAACUUCUGGUGAAAACAUCGAGGAAACAGAGGAGAUUGCUCAAACUCAGGGGGAAGUAAAAGGGUCCAAGAAACUCACUGCAAAGGAAAACAAUCUGGUCGAGGGGUUCGCAAUCAACUCAACAUGGUGUGAAGCCACGAAAUUUAAAGAGUUGAUGGAAAUCCUUGAACAACAAAAGUGGGUAAGUCUCUUGAGUACCUAUGCCAAAUCCCCCUUAAUUCCUGAAGCUAUGAAAGAAUUCUGCAAGAACUUUGCAUGUGUUGAUAAUGUUUGCUCAAGUAAAGUGAAUGGAACUCGCAUCGAAUUUGAUGCCUCUUAUCUGGAACAGCUGUUUGGUACACCCAAUAGGGGUUUUGAUAUGUGGCUCAAAGGUCAAAUCACAGUGACCAUAGAUAAUGUAGAUGAGAAAGACAUAGUUGGUUCCAUUGGAGGAGAUUCUAAAGUAUCCACCUCCACCUCACACAACUGCUUUUCACCUCUUCAAAAAUUACUGUUUAAUAUUGUGUGGAGAGGUGUAGUUCCUCGAACUCAGAAAAGGAACAUAGCAAGUCUGUUUGAUGCAUGUCUCAUGUAUUGUCUUGAAAGAAAAAUUCCCAUAAACUUUCCUGCAAUCAUGAUCAAACACUUAUCCACCUGUAUCCCCAAAUUCAAAAUUCCAUACUCCUCCCUUCUCACAGAAAUCUUCAAAAGCUUCUCAGUUGACCUUAGCCCAUACUUUGUGAUUCCCUUAAAAUCCACCCAAAUCCUUCAACUUGAAAUGCUCCAUCUAUUAAAUCUUAAAGUAGUUCAGGGUAAAGUCAUUAGGGCUGGGAAGGAAGAGAAACAAGAUGAGGAAGAUCAGGAAGGAAUUGCAGUUAAAGAAGAAGUAGAGGAGGAGGAGGAACUCGAACAAAUAGAGGUCCCUUUACCUCGAGGGAACAGGAAGAGUGUAGGAAAAAGAAAGAGCAUGAGGGUAGCAAUGAAGGAGAACAAGAAAAGAGGGCCUGUCUUCAUGGAAAUAAAUGAGGAAGGGGAUGUCAAGGAGAUGCCCAUAGAGGAGGAUGCUGUUCCACUGAAUCAAGAAGAACUGCCUGAAACUGUUAGGCCAAGAAAAAGGACACCCAGAUCCUCCAAAAAGUCCAAAGCUAGUCGUGUUCCAUCUGAACAGGAACAUGUUCAAGAUCAUGGGGGUGCCUGGAACACAAAGGAUGAUCAGAUAUUGGAGCUAAAGGCAACAGUUGCUCGUCUGGUGGAACUCCAGGAGGGAACAGAUCACAGGAUUAGCUCAAUGCAGGCCCACAUAGGUGCAUUGGUUACAAGUGUCAAGACUCUCCAAAACGAUCUUCACCACUACUCAGAACAAGCCAAUGCAACUCGUGCCACAAUCCUCACAAAGAUCAACAAUCUGGAAUCUUUUGAGGAGACUGUGAUAGAAGAAACUGCUGGUUCUGGUUCCCCAUCCCAAGCCUAAAUCACCCUAUCCCAUGUUUCUUUUAUCUUUUGCCAUGGAACAAUUUUUUUUUUUUUGCUUUCGGUUUGUAUAAUUUUUAAACUUGGGUAUUUGUUCCAUCUUAUUUUGACUUGCUUGGUUACACAUAUCUAUGCUUUCUAGUCUUGAUCAUUACUGCUUGCUUUCAAUUUAUUGUAUGAGUUAGUUUAAUACUUUGAGGCUAGCUUAACUUGCCAAACGUUGAUCGUGGGGCACUGUGUUUGGAAUGGCUAUAUUUCGUGCUAUGCUUUUUGUUGAUGUCAACAGGGGGAAGUCAUGGGUGCAAACUUCCAAGGCACACUCAAUCCAGUUCCUGAAUCAAUCUCUCUGAAUCUCUCUGUAAGCCAAGGGUGCUCCUCUUUCUUCUCUCUAAUCUUUCUCUUCUGUUUUUCAAUUUUUAUGUUCUGUUUCACAAUAGUCUGUAUAAGUUCUUGUUUGUUUGUACUUACUCUCUUUGUAAAAAGUUUGCAAGUGUUGUCAUCACCAAAAAGGGGGAAUAUUGUUGUUCCUAUGUUUUGGUUGAUGACACACACAUAUUGCAAACUUCCUGAUUAUGGUUGCUAAAUGACUUUGAACAGGCAUAUGCCCAAGUUUCUAUUAGGAUAGGAACUUGAAUAAACUGGUGAAGUUCCUGAGGUACACUUGGAACAGUCAAUGGAGUUUCAGAGAUGGAAGUUGUAUCUGUUCCAGUUUGAAGUCACAAGAGGAGCAACACAGUUACAUAUCAAGAGUUCCGAAUAUCCACAAGAACUAUUACAGACUCAUAGCCAAGAGUUCCUGUGUUAGCUAGAGAGGAACUCAUCAAUGUUCCUUGGCUGGAACGUCUGAAGCUUCUGAGUUGCAAGUUCCAGACAAAGGGAAGACAUGAAGUCUAGGUAGUCCACUGUACUUAGAAUUUUAUGUAAAUAUUAAUUAUGCUAAUGGUAUAUAGAGUACUCAAGGAACUUAUGAUUUAAUUAGGCCAUUUAUUUUAUUGGAAGCGAUUUUUAUGGAAAACAUUUCAUAAAUAAAAACAAGUUUUGCAUAUUUAAUAUAAAAUAGAUUUACGUUUUAUUUUAUUUAAACAAAACUUAUUUUCCUAAAAUUACUCCUAAGUUUUUGUAGAUAAAUAAAAUCUGUUUUAAAGAAACGUUUUAGGGUUUGAUUGAGUCAAAUCUCCAACUGCUUCAUGGCUGAACGUGGGAAGUGGUCUUCCCCUUGUUCCUCAAGUCAAGGGACGUGGAGACCAAAGUGCUGGCAGUUAGCAGUUGAGGUUUUGAAGGGAACUAACCCUAAGGAUAAACACUAUAAAAGGGAAAUCGUUUUUGGUUUAAAGCACACAAACAUUCUGAGAGUUUUUGCUUUCCUAAAAACGUUUUGUCUAAGAUUUUCUAAAACAGUUUGUGUCCUAGUUAAUUCAAAGUUCCUAAGUUUCUUAUAUCCUCACAAAAGCAUUAUUAAUAUCUAGAGUUAUCCAAACACGAAUUACAUUUUGUAUUAGAAAGGAUAGAGUUAUCCUGUUUAGACUUAGAGUUUAAGUCUGAGAGAGAGAAGUUAAGGAGUUGUAAUCGAAGUAGAUUACUGUGAGGAACACGAGUUUGAGAGGAACUUGUGUUGGAGAGAUUAUUGUAAUCGAGGUAUUACCAUAAUAAAAGAAUUCUCUUCUUGAUUAGUAUCAAGAAGUUUUCACAAUUGUUGUUAUUGUCUUCUCUAUUCUCAGUUUCUUGAUUGUUUCUUAAGUUCCGCAAGAAACUCUAUCAAAGUUCUAAAUACAAUUCACCCCCCCCUCUUGUGCGUGUUCCUACUGGAAUAACAGAGGUGUUGAAGCUUGAUAUUAAUCUUAAUCUUAAUCUUGGAGUUCCUUUAUCUACUUGUUUCCCAAACAUGAAAGAGUUCCAUCUUACUUUUCUCGACUUCCCAAAAGAUAACUCUGUGACUAGGCUAAUUUCAAGGUGCCCAUCUCUUGAAUACCUGGCUCUGACUGCUGUGAAUUGGAAACUUGUGAAUCCCGUUAAUAUUUGUUCGCCUUCUCUUCGUAGAUUGGCUAUAAAUAUUACUGAUAAUUGGUUCAAAAAACCAAGGAGCAAGGUUGUACUUAAUGUUCCUAAUUUGGAGUAUCUAAACUAUGUGGAUGUUUGGUCAUUGAGCUAUUCCAUUGGAGAUCUGAAUUCUCUAGUUGAAGCUGAGGUUGAUAUUGCAGCUAGGGGUAGUUUUGAGACUGUACUUAACCUUAUUAGCUCGUUGUCUAAUGUCCGGCGUUUGCAUCUAAUGGGAAUGUGCGUACAGGUUUUAAAUCAAUGUGAGAUACUGAAGCAUAAGUUGCCCGUCUUUCGUAAUCUGAAUCAUUUGCAGCUUGGCUGUUGGAACUAUUUCAAAUGGAAUAAAAUAUUGAUGGAGCUGCUAACUUGUGCACCUUUUCUAGAAACACUUACUUUUACAGAGGUUAGUUGGAUUUAUUGAUUUUUUUGGAAGUUGGUAAACCACACUUCUUCCUUUUUUGUCAGUUGAUACAUUUUGACUUGGACACUAUUGAUAUACAGGUGAAAUCUUGUUAGAUUUAUCUCAAUGCAUAUUUUCAAAAUAUCAAACUUUUUGUAACUUAAGAAAUUCAUAUACUUUCUAGUGUAUUCAUUUACUUUGAUAAGAAAAAUAAUAAUAAUUAUAGUUAUGCAUUUACAAACAUUUAAAAAAUAAAACGUUUUAACAUAGGUAUAAGUAUUGCUUGAUCAUGGAGGCCUUUAACAAUACUGAAAUGUUGACAAAUACAUAUACAAGUCAUAUUAUUACGCGGGUUACUAGUGAUUUUUUUGGUUAGUUGGGUAGAUUCAAUAAGGGGAGUGCACUUAGUUUUAAAAAGCGCGCCUUAGCCGUCACACACCUAUGGAAGGCGUGCGUUUUAUGCGCCUUUUCCAUGCUUAAGGCGGCAACGCCUUACGGUAUAAGUCUCCAAUUGCUGACAAGUAAUAAAAAAACGGUUUGUUUAUGAAAUACCCUCGAGUUUUCAAUAAAUGCUUCAAAUACCUUUCGACUUUUCAAAAUUCACCAAAUAUCCUUUGAGUUUUCAAAAUAUAUCAAAUACCCUUAUUUAUAAACUUAAUUCAUCUUGUAUUUAUAAACUUAACUAGGUUAGGUCCCGUGCACAGAUGUUAAUAAAUAAAUUUUUUUGGCAAGCAAGUAAUCAAUAUAUUGAAGCACUUCAAAAGGUGUUGCAAGGAGGGACCAGAACAAAAAGCUAAGAACACUUAGCCUAAGCUAAACAAAGGAUACAGUAACAGGAACCAUUCCCUAUCAAAGAUGGAACCUACAAAAGCUAUACAACCUCAUUUCUAUCUCUCCAAACAUUAUAAACCAAUGCAGCAUUAGCAGCGUAACUCACUGCCUUCCUGAAUUGGCCCUUGCUAUGUCUCCUAGUCCACUGCAUCAAAGAAGCUACAUUGGACCUGUAGUUGUUGAUACCAAGCCAACUGAAGAUGGUUGUUUUACACUGAUUGCUGAACUCAUACCCAAAGAAAAGGUGGGAAACUGUUUAACUGGUAGAGUCACAAUGAUCAUCGGUACCUACCCCAAACUGGUGAAGUCAACCUCUGGUUUCGAGACAAACAAGGAAAGCUAACCACGUAAUGAAUCUGUGUCGGGGAAUAGAAAGUUUGUUCCACACAAACUAUUGCCAGGGCAACUUGCCUCCCUGAUUGCUGAUAUUGCCAUACAUUUGCUUAAUAGAGUAGUUAGGAGCAUCCAUCCACUGAUUACCAUUCAGGUGAGGAGAACAGUGAUGCAUCACCUUACAAAUGUACUUCAUAAUCCAAUUAACUAGCAGCAUGAGGGGCUAUGAACUGGUUCCAAUUUUUAGACUUCACAUACACAACAUGCACCUAUUUAACCCAUAAGUUAUCCUAUUUUUGAGCAAUGGCCAAGCUUGUUUACUUAUAGCUGCUUGAUUCCACAAACCAGAUUUCUGAAACCUAGGCCACCACUACUCUUUGGAAGGCAAAGCUUUUCCCAUGAAACUGAACCUGGUCUAUUUUCAUCAUAUGUUCCAAACCACAAGAAAUGCUCUGCAAAUAACAUUGAUUCUCUUACGAAUUGCCUCGGGAAACAAGAAGAUUUGAGCCCAAUAAUGGUCAUGAGCACUGAGUUGACAAGCUGAGCUCUACCAGCAUGUUUUGAACUCCAGAUUUUUAUUUCUAGCCACCAUUUUGUCAAUCAAAGCAUCACAAUCACCUGCUUUUAAUUUCCAGUGACUGACUGAGACCCUAGAUAUUUGAAAGGUAAACUCCCCUGGGUGAAACCAGAAACAGUGAUGAGUUCUUGUUACUGUUGUCCCUAAUACCACAACAUUAGAUGGAAGACUUGUGACUUGUGAGGGACUGAGGGUUAACACUUAGACAGUUAGACUUGUUGUGUCAGAAAAAAAUUGGAAUCCUGUAAGCAUGAGCUUGACAACCUCUGUGGAUCCCGUACAGAACAUCAAGGGAUCAUCAACAAAGCAUAGAUGGUUUAACUGCAAGCUUCUGCAUCUGGAAUGAAACUGGAAUUGAGGAUGAUCCCCAACUGUGAACAUUGCCCUUGAAAACUAUUCCAUGCGUAAGGUGAACAAGAGAGGAGAAUGAUCUAUGUAGUAGGCACUCCAUUGAUGAGUAUGGAGUACUGUGUUGUUGUGAGACAGGUCAUGACUAACUGAAAGAAAUGAGGAGGGAAGCCCAGGGCUACCGUGACUUCUUCAAUAAAGUUCCACUCUACAAUGUCAUAUGCCCUCCUAAGGGAAUCACAAAUAACACCAAUAAAUCAUAUUUGAAAUAUUUGGAAGUUGCAGAGCUUGAAUGUCAGUCAUGGAGCAAAACUGAAACAAGCCCAUUUUGUUUGGGGUUUCAUCUUAAACGAGUCACAAUAAACAAAUACCAUUGUUCGGAAUGGGAGCUGGAAAUAGUUAAAUAUAUUUUAAGAAACGCUUUAGUUCUGGAGGAGUUGCUUGUAGUUUGUGGAACUUCGGAGGGAAUAUUUCUUCAUACCACUUUGCACAAGCUUCCGAGAGGUUCAAUGACUUGUUCAAUAAUGGUCACGUGACACGGAUGAUUGGAUCAAAUCCGAAAUUCCAAUGUAACUUAUCUGAAUUUUUUGUUUUGAUUGGACAAAGCCCAGAUCUAAACCAAACUACAUGCCCAAAUUUGUGGGUUUCUAUUAUGCAUCCGAAAUCUAUUGUCCAUUUGAUUUUGAAAUCCUAACACUUACAAAGCUUUGAACUUGGUUUA
This is a messenger RNA of Spinacia oleracea (spinach), 7466 nucleotides long. RefSeq lists its product as uncharacterized. The record is from RefSeq and is a predicted model, not a curated record. The coding region runs from base 541 to 2220 and encodes 559 amino acids. The transcript is spliced from 4 exons. NCBI's taxonomy places the organism in Eukaryota, Viridiplantae, Streptophyta, Magnoliopsida, Caryophyllales, Amaranthaceae.